AUAUUUUUCGAUGCUUCCGCUGUUCCUUGUGUUCAGCUGACCUGGAAACGGACAGCCCAGGUACGAGCAAUAAAGGCUCAGUGAUUCGAUCUAGGACCAAUACUUAUGUGAUCGCCUGUACCUCCAAUAGUAAUCGACUGUCCGAUCCUAGACUGGGUUUUAUUAUUGACGGAGAUGCAUUGUCGCUUUUAGGAUUUGCUCGUGGUGACGGCGAGAUCUUCACUUCCGCACUCCCGGACAGGCCGAGGGUUGGUUGCAGAAGGUGUGAAGCCCGAGGCUGAAAAAGUAAUCAUGGUGCGAGUGUUUGGAUUGAAUAAUGUGGAGGGGGGGCGAGUAGUUGUCAUUGGAAGCUUGGACUCUUUCAUACAGGGGUCGAUGAUCAGCUGGGGGAGAUUGUUCACUCGAAAAAAGUUAUGAUUACUGUAAGCUGAGAGACGAGCAUAUAAAGAGUUACGGGGUAGAUGUAAGAUCUUUUGUAGCAUCUUCAUGGCCAGACAAACACAUUGCCAAUGCAAGACAACGACAAUUAAUUGUUUUGUGACCUUUUGACGACGAGUUGCGUCCUGUGGUAUGUGUAUACGAGUUGUCGAUCUACCCACCGUAGGGUUUGGAUGUUGUGAGUAGGAGGGGAGAGGCUUGUAUUGUAAAGGAGGAAAACUCCUUGAUUUAUUCACCUUGAGUCAAGGGUGUUUCGAAAACAAGUUUCUCAACAAGUCACGAUGAAGAAGAUUAUUCGAUAUUUACAAGAUCAGGGUAAGGAUGCCCAUUACUUUUUUCUUUUCUUUCACCGUUAUGCUUUAUGUUGUGUGUGUGUGUGUGUGUGUGUGUGUGUGUGUGUGUGUAUCGGAUGUUUUCUCUUUCUUUGCCCGUUUCCAUUUGCCCUUUGGAGAUUUACAGUAUCCGACGGGGGUUACCUCGCUUAGAGAUGGACUUGUUGACUUAUUAAUAAUAAACAAAAUAGCCGUCAAGGCCUCGGAACAGAAAUAUUCGGGGUCGUCUUACCUCUCACCGUCCACAAAAGAACCACAGCAAAGGAUUCGACAUCAUAGUCCGACAGAAUACAGGGACGCCCGACGACAUUCGAAUUCACAUUCACACUCGUACGCACACGGGACGGCGGCCAUGAUGAUACACGACCAGCCCGAGGCGGAGGCGACGACGACGACGACAGCCGAAAGAGGUUUAUCGGCCGCCACCACGACCGUUGCUGGUUUGGAUUCCGGCGGUGCAGGUGAAGAAACACAGGCCCGGAUCAAUCGAAACAUUACUCGUCACCAGUACGGUCAGGACAACAUUUUACAAUCGUACGAUGUUUUUAUUCCAGAUGAUGACCGAGAAGAAGAACAGCCGGGAAGAUAUUGGGUGUUGUUCAUCCACGGUGGUUAUUUCAGAGACACAAACGUCACAUCUACUUCCUUCCUUCCGGCACUUUCGAAAAUCAUGACACCGACGUCGACAUCCACGUCGACCCCGAAACGGUCACGGUCGAUCCGAGGGUACGCCUCCAUCAAUUACAGGUUGAGUCCACACCCGAACGAACCUCAGGACCCAGACGUCGUCUCGAGGUAUGAAAUGAGGGACGCCAAAUGGCCGGACCAUAUGAACGACGUGUCGGCCGCCAUCUCACACUUGCAGACCAAGUACGGUUUCGGGGAUCGUUAUUUGUUGGUCGGACACAGUGUCGGGGCCACGAUGGCAUUGUUGGCCACCCUUUCGCCUUUUUCGCCCGGGACCGGGUCCACGGCGUCAGGACCCAACCCUUCCCCCCCGCCUCCCACGGUGGUUUUGGGCGUGAGUGGAAUUUACGACUUUCCCGCCCUUCACUCCAAAUUCCCCGGUUACGUGGCCCUGACGAGGAACGCAGGGAUUUCGUCGGCGGAAGACGACGAAAGGGCAAGUCCGGCCAGGUACGACCUGGGACGAUACCGAAAGGAAUGGGCUUCCAAAGUCCCGGGUCGCAAGGUCGGUGUGGUCCUGGCCCAUUCGAAAGAUGACGGUCUGGUGGAUUGGGGACAAGUCGAGAUUAUGAAUCGUGUUCUCACACACACCGACACCGACACUACUACCGUUUCAGACGACAAAGACGAGGUCGACAACGGGCGACAAGGAACUACGAACCAAGUCGAAGUGAAAUUACUCGAAAUACAUGGUCAACAUAGUCAGAUAUGGAGAGACGGUGCGGAAUUGGUCAGGGCCAUACACGAAGGUGUUGAGAUGAUGAAAAGAUUGACCGACGAGGAGGCGGCGGCGCCGUCGUCGUCACCAUGAUAAUGACAGGGGUUUCACCGAGAUACGGUGAUUGAUGACCGAACCCCCAAUUACGCAGGAAGAUGAUAUUUAUCAGCACGAAGAACAAACUUAUCAAUAUGAGGAUUCAAUACAAGAAGUAGUUUUCCUUGGAGGAGAAACAUACCAAGCUCAUUCAAAGCUUUGAUACUAUGACACCCUCUGAGAUAUUUUCCUCGGGUUCUCAGAGUCACACUCAUUGGCAAAAUCAUUCCAUUUCCCCCU
Molecule: messenger RNA, 2511 nt
Organism: Exophiala oligosperma
Lineage: Eukaryota; Fungi; Ascomycota; Eurotiomycetes; Chaetothyriales; Herpotrichiellaceae
Exons: 1
Coding region: 760-2268 (502 amino acids)
Molecular function (GO): arylformamidase activity
Source: RefSeq, a predicted model, not a curated record